CGGAUUCUCUUGCUGUCUAUAACCUCGCCUUUUGAGGCUUCGCAGCCACGCAAUUGCUGUUGAUUUUUCUCAUUGUUGCCAGAAAAACCUGAGACACUAGGCGCGCCCGCAGUCGCAGAACAAUUAAUCUUUCAAUUGAUCAAUUCGUCGCCUCUUUCCAGCCUUGCAACCAUUCGGCGAUGACACGCGCGGUGAAGGUAGAGCUUAGCGAAUAUGAGCGCAAGCGACAGGAGCAGAUCGCUAAAAACAAGGCUUUGUUUGAUAGUCUUGCGCUCGACGCGUUACAGUCUGGUCUAGCUCCGGCGGCAGCGAAGAAAACCGCAGCGUCAACGGGCAGACCCAAGUCGAAACCAAAGCCAAAAGUGAAAGAUGAAGUAGUUCCAAGAAGGACAUCAUCACGCUUGCGAGGCAUCGAAGCGGACAGCGAGGUGGCGAAGCGAAAAGCGGAAGAAGAGCGGCAGCUCAUGGAAGCAGAGCACCGUGCGAAGAGACAGAGAGUUAGUGGCGAUCUUCAUGCAAAGGAUAUAUUAGUGUCAGGAAAGGACUGGGACAUGCACGGAAACUUCCUAUCGGUCGUUGGCCCUGCACGACCUUAUGAGCGCACGUUCGGCGAGCAGGACAUCAAGGAGACGACAAACAAGGAGUUACGGGAACUGCGCGAGCGCAUGAGCGGCCUGCAACUGUGGGAGAAUGUCGAGCCGAGCCAGAUCAAAAUCACACCGGAGCGAAUCUACGCCCUCACCCUACACCCAACUCAAGAAAAGGCGCUCGUCUUUGCGGGUGACAAGAUAGGUAAUCUCGGGAUUUUUGAUAGCGAACAGUCCAAGGACGGCAUCAAAAAGGAGCAGGCCGAGGAUGAAGAAGAGCUGAAUGACAGCUUCGAACCGGCUAUCACGACUCUGAAACCACAUGCUCGCACGAUAUCUUCCUUUGCCCAAAGUCCCGCAGAAUCCAACGCGCUCUACAUGUCCUCCUAUGACUCCUCAAUACGGAAGCUGGACCUUGCAAAGGGUGUUGCUGUCGAGGUGUAUGCACCCGAAGAUAUCUCUCUCGACGAGCCACUCUCCGGUGUUCAACUCAGCGCCAAAGAUCCUCACAUGCUGCACUUCACCACGCUUUCGGGCAUCUUUGGCAUGCACGACAUGCGCACACGAAACUCCUCGCAAACUUUUCGGCUGUCCGAAAAGAAGAUCGGCGGCUUCUCCCUACACCCGGCGCACCCGCAUUACAUCGCCACGGCUUCUUUGGAUCGCUAUCUGAAGCUCUGGGACCUGCGCAAGAUCACCGGGAAAGGCGAAUCGAGGCUCCCUGCGUUGGUGGGCGAGCAUGAGAGCAGACUAAGCGUCAGUCAUGCAGCUUUCAACGCCGCGGGACAGGUCGCUACUGCGAGUUAUGACGAUACCGUUAAAAUAUAUGACUUCUCCGGGUGUGGCGCUUGGGAGGUUGGCAAGACGCUUUCGGAAGACGAGAUGAAACCAACAAAGGUGGUUCCGCAUAAUAAUCAAACAGGGCGAUGGGUCACGAUUCUUCGAGCGCAAUGGCAGCUCCAGCCUGCGGACGGCAUACAACGCUUCUGCAUCGGCAAUAUGAACCGAUUUGUUGAUAUAUACACUUCGCAAGGCGAACAGUUGGCCCAACUUGGCGGCGACGGCAUUACCGCCGUGCCUGCUGUUGCACAAUUUCACCAAACCCAGGACUGGGUCGCUGCAGGCACAGCGAGCGGAAAGCUAUGUUUAUGGAUGUGAAUGUGCACACGUCAUCAAAAGCAAACCAAAGCGUUCAGAACUUGAGCUACUUUUUGACUGGCUACGAUCUACUCAAUCGCGAUACCUAUGCGUGGUCUUUGUGUUUGCUGAUCAUUUGCCAACACUCCUGCAACCCAUACGACGCCCUGUGUUUUCGCGUUACCUUACACUAAAUGUCCUGGGACAGCCAACGCCAAUCUAUGUUAAACUGGUGAGACCUUUCGCAACCUAAGCAUCACCUUUCCGCUGCGUCUCAUUGCGCAGGACUCGAUGUCGGGAGAGCAACUGUGAGAUUACAAAGUGGCUUACAUCCUCCUCAGCCCAAUAGGAAAGGUGCGAUGCAAUGCCAGCCAGCAAUGACAAGUCAAAGGCUCCCCUAUGAAGCAGUUAGCUGGCCUGCAUGCUCUGGAUUCCUUACUACUGUACGACGGACUUACUCUUGAAUGCUAUAGUCUACUCGCCCAUUGCUAUUCAACGCUCGCACUUUUGCUUCCUCUCUCUUCAGCUUUCGAGCCUGCUCUUCAAUGUCGCGACGCUGGUCGUCUCUUUCCAGAGGGUUUGAUGAUGUGACGCUCUGCUUCUUGAAGCCGGAGUACAGCGUCUCGAUUUCGUCGUCCAGAAGUGUGGGUGGAUGCUGCCCGUCUUCCCCAGUCCGGACCGUCAGGUCGCCCCGGAUAAGCUUUUCUGCGUCGCUAGAUGCAAAAGGUCCGGACUGCUGAGCCACAUUGCCAGCUCCAUUCGCACUUGUAUUUGUAGCCUGAUUUCGCGAUGAUGCUUUGCCCUGCUGGCUCUUCGUUGGGUCAUCAGCUGAUAUUCCCAGGCUCCG
Verruconis gallopava is the source of this 2571-nucleotide messenger RNA. RefSeq lists its product as uncharacterized. Gene Ontology annotation, biological process: regulation of DNA damage checkpoint. The record is from RefSeq and is a predicted model, not a curated record. The coding region runs from base 180 to 1745 and encodes 521 amino acids. Gene Ontology annotation, cellular component: nucleus. Gene Ontology annotation, molecular function: DNA binding; protein binding. NCBI's taxonomy places the organism in Eukaryota, Fungi, Ascomycota, Dothideomycetes, Venturiales, Sympoventuriaceae. The transcript is spliced from 2 exons.